CAUGAAAAAGGCUCAGUUCAAGUCGCACGCCAGCAGUGGUCGGGCUGGCGGAUUUGGCGGCGGAUUUGGUGGCGGAUUUGGUGGAUUUGGUGGCUCAGCGCAGUCAUCUGUGCUCUCAUAUGUCCAAGAACCUCCCGACUACACCAUCAUCAGCGACUCGAAUAUUGUGCUUGCAUUCAAAAACCUCACCAAGAAGGACGGAACGACCAAGGCCAAGGCUCUCGAGGACCUGCAAGGCUACCUGAUUUCUGGCGAGACCGAAAUUGAGGAUGGCCUUAUCGAAGCAUGGGUGAAGCAGUACCCUAGGCUCUCUAUCGACAAUGCACGUCGAGUCCGUCAGCUCUCCCAUCAGCUUACAGGACAGAUGGGAGCGAGACUGGGAAAGCGAAUCGCCAAGCAUCUCCCAAAAAUCGUUGCACCUUGGCUGAGCGGGACAUUUGACGUAGAUCGUUCUGUCUCGAAAUCUGCGCAGGAUGCUCUGGCGACUGUGUUUCCGUCUUCAGAGAAGGUUCAAGGACUGCGGAAGACCUUUCACGAGUCAAUAAUCACAUACUGCAAGCAAGCGGUGUUGGAUGAGACUGUUGGCAGUCUUAGUGAUGAGCGGUCUGUCAGUGCUGAUGAUGCAAAAGGAAUGUAUGCACGAGUGGUAUCCUCGGGCAUUGCGGUAAUCUCAAGCUUGAUCGACAGCCUCUCGCCUGAGGAAUUGUCGAAGCAGAGUAGCACCUACGACAGCAUUCUGGGACAUAAGAAACUAUGGGAGCUGUCAUCUUAUGAGGACUCGAGCGUCAGGAAGGCCGUUCAUCGCUUGGUCCAACUUUGCCUGCAAAGGGAGAGGUCGUUCGUUGGAAACAACCAAAAACUCGCAUCUAACGCCUAUGUCUACAAAGGUCUGGCAUCUGAUCAGACGGGAUCUGCACUCGACUUCGUCUCCACCCUACACGCAUUGACGAUCGCAUUCCCGGACGUCUGGACAACUGCAUACUCUGGGAAGAAACCAGCUCUCUCUCGCCUACGGCAAUGCUUGAAGAGCGGCGCGCAUGCGGGUCCAGCAGGUUACUGGGACAUCAUGGCAGAUCUACUCCGAAGACUACCCAGCGAAGUCUUGCCAACAAGCUACGAUGACAUUGCCGAUCUUCUUCUAGCCACGCGAGAUGGUGUCAGCAGGAAGGAAGAGCGCUUCAAUGCAUCAGCGGCAUGGCCGGCAUACUUCAGCCUUCUUGACAUGGUAACGCAGCAAACAUCGGACGAAGACUGCGAAAACCUGCUGGAAGCAUUCGCCAUGCCACCGAUCAAUCACUAUCUCCAUCCUUCUGAUGAAAGCGCAAGGUGGAGCGUAACAGGCGCCAAGGCUGCGUCGCUGGUUGCAAAGGUCACCAUUGUGAAGCGCCUGCCACCACUUCUCGAACGCAAAUGGAAGCAUCUGGGCGACAAGCUCGUCGAAGUCGCAAAGAUGUCUCAGCCGGAGCAGUCGAAAGACUUCGACAAGUCACAGAAGCACGUGGCGACUGUAGGCGAGCGAUGGGCAGCACUGCAACGAGAGCUGUAUUCUAGCGAUUAUGGGUUCCUGGAUACAAUGAAGCAGGUGUUUGCAAGCGUGAAUACAAGCAUAGCGAGUGAGUGUAUUUCACUGCUCAAGACUCGCAACGGCAAGCCGUAUGGCGCAGCAGCUGUUCUUGAAGAGCAGCUGCGCAAUUGCGGAAGCUAUCUGUUGUCGGAAACAUCCUUCGCCGACUUGGUUAGAGGCUUCGUCACUGGAGAUGUGCCGCGGCUGGUGUAUAGUCCGUCGCAGAAGCAGAUCAUACGCUGUUUGUAUGCCGUACACUCCGAGCCUUGGUUUGCAGAGGCAUUCCAAGCCGUUCUCAGCCACGCUCUCGACAGCAAAGAGCCAGAAACCGCAAAGAUUAGUGCUUUACGCUCACUAUUUCCGCCCAAUACACCACCGUCGGUCAUUCAGGAUUCACAAGCUUCAGAACCACUGCAAGAGUUCCUAUCGAAGCAUGCUUCGCCCGGAACCGAGCGCGAACACACAACUUUGUUCUCAGAGCUCCUUAAGCUAGGCGUUGUCUCCCAGGAUACAUCUAAUGCGGUGCUCGCCGGUCUGACACAAAAGCUAUCGCUCUCUGGCAACGAAGUCCUUCUUGGACUGUCUGCGCUAGAUCAGGUCGCGAUGACGAACGAAAGCGCAGUCAGAGCAUUCAUGUCUGGAACCAACACUGCGGGUGAGCAAUUGUUGUCCAGUGUACUUCGCCUUGAGCAGUCACCCCAGGAUGAUGUCGCCGAGAAAGCUACAACCUUGUCGUCGCGACUGACAUCAUCUAUGGUUGACGCACCUGCGAACACCAAAUACGGAGUGAUUUUGCAGAAUCUUGAACGAGUUUCUGCAUCUUCAUUGCCCAUAGAGUCAGUUAUCGACCUUGCAAACAAAGUCAUUGGAGCAGGAGAGGAUGUGACAGAUAGCAGUGAACUUCUGCCAAAUCUCGAAACUUGGCGACAAGCAAUCUUUGCGACACUGAGACCGCUGAAAAGAUCUCUAGCAUUGCUUAGCCCUCUUGGAGGGGCUGUACAUCUUGUCGGAUCGGCAACCGAGACCGAAACUGCGCAUUACGAUGCAGAGGGCCUUUCACAGGCGCUGAGAAUUGCAAUGUACUACGCAAAUGUCCUCACGGCGGCGCAGAAAAUCUCGCUCCAGGGUACUGAUAAGGCAACUCUUCUCGCCCUCCUCAAUGUCUGUCUCCUUCUAGCCGAAGAUAACACCAGCAUUGCCGGCGCAAAUGGUCUGUGGAAAUCCAAUCAAGACUUGAACCUCGACAUUGAGAUCAUGGAAUUUGUUAGCAACGCGAACCAGCUUACUCGAAGUUACUGGGACGAAGUUGGCGCAGAUUCAGCAGCUCCCGGCCCAGCUCACUUCUUCGAUGUGCUUCAAGGUCUUCAGAAAGAACAUAUGGGAACGCCAGUCGCAUACUAUGCAGCACUUGCGUGCACAAAGUCGCAUGACAAUUUCUUCGAGCUGAAUGGAUACUCAGCGGAUCAGGCCAAGACCAGUGAGGAAAGACUUCGAAUGCUACGAUCAGCCAAGAACACUAUGGACCUCGUUGCAUAUAUCGUUGGCUUCGCACAGCCGCUGGGCGGAAGCCGAUUUCUGUCUCGCCUAUGCAACGAGACCGCAGCAGAUCUCACCGACAUGUCCCUGGAGGUCGAUCAAGCACGAGCUUUGGAAUCGCUCAUCCUCAUGAACCAGAUCUUGUACACUCAGCCUGACGAAAUCGACACUAUAGCCAAGAAUCGCAUAGUGUUCUUGGUCAAGCACAUCGUGUCCUGGCUCAAGACGGAUGCGCCUCUGGAAAUCAAAGCGGAAGUAUGCAAGUCGCUAUCGCAUCUCCUGGCCGGCAUGGCCGAUAUGUAUGGGGAUCACUGGACGAGCGUUAUCGAAUCGCUGGUCGACUUCUGGAACGCUUCUAGCUCCGUUGCUGAUAGAGGAGCAAUAUCUGAACCCAGCAUUCUGGUUAUUCACGCCACUUUGAAGCUCUAUGCCAGCCUGCGAAAGCUUUCUCGAGGGGAAGAGCCCAACGACGACCUUGCAGAUGCGCUCAAGCAAAGCGAGGACUCCCUCCGCGGAGGCUUGGUCGCAUUACUGCAAUCUGUCAGCGGCAUUCCUGACCAAUGUCACCAACCUUUGAUGGUCACCAAUGAGCUUCUUGCUCGACAAAUUUCCCAACUACCACCCAAGCCUGUCAGAGACGCAGAAGAGUUGUUCCCAUUGUUAUACUCUCCGUCUCAAGCCGUUCUUGGUGCUGCAUUUGAGCUUCUUCAUCAACAUAUCCCUCAGGCGCAGGAGCAGAUCUCAUUCGAUGCAGCGCUUGAAGACAAGAAGGCAAGCUUGCCCGACGAGCUCUUGUCGCUCCUCAUCGAUGCUCCGACUCUAGACUCACUAGCUGAUUCCUCUUUUGACACAAUGAUGCCAUUGAACUUGCAAGGCUACCUCUACAGCUGGCGCCUGGUAUUCGAUCACUUCACGGGCUCCAGUUACAGAGUCAAGGGUGACUAUAUCGAGCAGCUGAAAGAGAACGGCUGUCUCAAUGGCCUGCUGCAACUCGUUUUCGACUUUCUUGGCCACACGCGCGGUCGUCCGGUGGAUGCCUCCAACUUUGAUCUCAGAACUUACACGGCAAAUCAGGAAUCCGGCCCCGAGAAGGAUGUUCAGUCGCUGCUCACUCACCUUUACUACCUGUCCUUGGCCAACCUGCCCAGCCUUGUGAAGAACUACCUCAACAAUGAGAUUCGAUCCCGCCAAGCACCUAAGACCAUCGAGGCCUGGACAGCCAAAUUCAUCAGUCCGCUGAUCAUCAGCUCCAGCCUGGAAGAAGUGUCUCAGUGGAACGAAAAGAACGUCAAGAACGAUCCCGACUACGAAGCAAUGACCAUCAAAGUCAACCCUCGCGGCCGCGAAGUCUACGCAAACUACAUGGUCGAUGAGCAAACCAUGGCGAUGAAAAUCGUGCUUCCAGAAGCUUAUCCGAUGCAAAACGCUCGAGCCGAAGGCAUCAAUCGCGUCGCCGUGAGCGAGCAGAAAUGGCGCUCGUGGCUCCUCAAUUGCCAAGGCACCAUCACUUUCUCCAACGGCUCCAUCAUCGACGCUCUGACCAACUGGCGCAAGAACGUGGCCGGCGCGCUCAAGGGUCAAUCGGAAUGUGCGAUUUGCUAUUCCAUCAUCAACGAUGCGAAGGAGUUGCCGACCAAGCGCUGUCCGACUUGCAAACAGAUGUUCCAUAAUCAGUGUCUGUUUAAGUGGUUUCGAUCGAGUAAUUCUAGUACUUGUCCGCUUUGUAGGCAGCAGUAUCGGUAUCAUUAG
Molecule: messenger RNA, 4849 nt
Organism: Pseudocercospora fijiensis CIRAD86
Lineage: Eukaryota; Fungi; Ascomycota; Dothideomycetes; Mycosphaerellales; Mycosphaerellaceae
Exons: 1
Biological process (GO): ribosome-associated ubiquitin-dependent protein catabolic process; rescue of stalled cytosolic ribosome
Cellular component (GO): RQC complex; cytosol
Molecular function (GO): ubiquitin protein ligase activity; zinc ion binding; ribosomal large subunit binding
Source: RefSeq, a predicted model, not a curated record